This is a messenger RNA of Ectocarpus siliculosus, 1605 nucleotides long. Lineage: Eukaryota; Phaeophyceae; Ectocarpales; Ectocarpaceae. The record is from the annotation of a GenBank genome assembly.
AUGGAGUCCUCAAGCAACCCUGGCCCGCCCGGGUUGCUGGCCUCCGCCACGACGAUGAGCCUGAACGUGUUCGAUUACCUCGAGAGACUGCCUCCAGACGCGCUCGACAAGCUCUACGGCGCGGCACCGCCGGCGGCGGACGGGCAGGGCGGGAGAAGCCACGGGCAGUGGACCUGCAGGGCCCUCCUGCAGUCGCUGCCGCAGCUGGCCAAGCAGCACGUGAUGCGGCUGCUGUUCGUGGAAGGGCCCGUGGGCAAGGGGAUGCUCAAGUCUUGGGUGAAGAAGGAGUACCAGCGCGUCCACGCCGCGUCUGUCCGUAAGUUGGUCAGCCUGCGAGUGCUUCUGCCUAGCGCGGGCGGGCAGGAGUACCAGUUGAACCCUCCGUUCAGGGAAAACCUGCAGCGAGCUCUCUGCGCGUCAGACAAGACGCCGUGGCAGGGGGACGUGCCUCUUUCGGCGGAUAGGAGCCCGCCGACCGUAGCUAAGAUCGAGCGGCAGAUGCACUCGCAGUGGCAAGAUGUACUCUACUUCUUGGUGGGGUCUGACGAAGAGGGGAGGAGCACACCGCCUGCCAGGGUGGUCAAGUUCAUGGAAGAAAGCGGCCUCAUGAGACCCGUCAGAGGGAGGGGUGCUCUCCGCAUCACCGACAAAGGGUACGAGUUCAUGCUCAAGGAGGCGCACGUGCAGGCCUGGAUGGUGGUUCACGCUCUCAUCAACGGCUACGGCAGGACUCAGCCCGGCUGCCGUGACGAGCUGCUCGCCUUCCUCUUCCAGCUAAGCUACUGCAAGGUGGGAGACGCCUACCCGCUGGGAGCGCUCACCCAGACGCAGCGCGAUCUGGCCCAGGACUUCGUGGAGCUCGGGCUCCUCUUCAAGCGGAAGGCCAAGUCCACCCGGUUCUACCCCACCUCCAUCGCCGUCAAUCUCAUCUUCGGCUCCUCUCCCUCCGGGGACGCGGGGGGGGCGGGUGGUGGUGGCACACAGCGGAAGCCGCAGCCUGCGGGAGGGCUCGGGGGCGGGAAGAGGGAGGAUGACACGAGCAUCCACAUCAUCGUCGAAACCAAUUUUCAGGUAAUCGCCUACACGCGGUCGAAGCUCCACUUCGCCAUGCUCAGCCUCUUCCUCGAGCUGCGCGCCCUGCUGCCGAACGCCAUCGUGGGAGCCAUCACGAGAGAGAGCAUGCGGAAGGCCCUAUCGACCGGCAUCAAGGGCCGCCAGGUGCUCGACUUCCUCAAGUGGCACGCCCACCCGGUCGUGAGGAGACGGACGCCCGUCGUGCCGGAGAACAUCGCCGACCAGGUUCUGUUGUGGGAACGGGAGCGAGAUCGCAUGGAACACCGAGACGGCGUUCUCGUGGACGUUUCAUACGCCAGCCGCGACGCUUUCCGAGGCAUGACAGAGUUCGCCAACGCGAAGCAGGGCCUGCUGUGGAGCAGCCCGCUAGGGGGGGAGGACGAAGAGGGAGGCGGCGGGGGCGGCGGCAGCGGUAGCGGCAGCAGCGGUGGCGGGCUAGCCGGCCGGAAAAAGCUCAUGGUGGUGUCCCCGGGCAUCGUGGAGAGUUUGAACGCGGCCAUUGUCGAGAACGGAUGGACGAGCUCGUUUUGA